AUGGUGGUGGGUGAGCGCGACAAGAACUUCCCUCCAUGCGAUGCUCUCGAUGGCACACCUCUCUCGAAAGACGGAUCCGGUAAGGUCACGGGCACUGCCCACGCUUGGGCGCCCAACUACCAGGGCCCCAAUGGCGUCAGCAGCCGCGGCUAUUUCACCAAGCGCAACAACAAGUUUGUCACCACUGACCCCGUCUUCUACACCGCUCCCGGUACUGGUUCCUGUGGUGUCAAGUACACUGAUCAGGACGUGGUUGCCUGCCUGAAGCCUGGCUGGGUCAACUCGGCCAACAAGAACGGAUGCAACAAGUGGAUCGAGGCUACCAUCCAAGUGACGGGUAAACGCGUCACUGCUCAAGUUGUGGACUCUUGUGGAGCGUUGGCCGCCAGCGACACCACAUUCGACUGUGGAGAUCUCUACCUGUCUCUCGCUGCUUACUCUGUCCUCGCUGGCAACGAUGAGAAAGUCAUCAAGGCCGGCCGCCUCCCUCACCCCGUGCAAUGGUCUUUCAUCCAGGAGCCCUGCUGGGCCUGUGAACAAGGUCUCCCCGGUAAGCAGCCCGACGGCAGCCCAGACCACUGCACCAGCCUCGACAACAGGGGCGAGAUGCGACACGGCCGCAAGCCCACCACCAAGCUGGUCGGCGCUCCCAAAGGCACGGAAUGCAAGAUCAAGUCUCCUGCCGAGUCUUUCAACAUGCAGCCCUUCAUCGACGCUGCAAAUGAGAAGGCGGCCGCUCAGCAGAGUGCCAACCAGUAA
This is a messenger RNA of Microstroma glucosiphilum, 759 nucleotides long. RefSeq lists its product as hypothetical. NCBI's taxonomy places the organism in Eukaryota, Fungi, Basidiomycota, Exobasidiomycetes, Microstromatales, Microstromataceae. The transcript is spliced from 2 exons. Bases 1 to 759 code for a protein of 252 amino acids. The record is from RefSeq and is a predicted model, not a curated record.